AUGUCAACCUACAGCACACCAAAGUGGUGGAAAGAGGCUGUUGUUUACCAAAUAUACCCUGCUUCUUUCCAAGCACAUCCUGGAGCCAAGAAUGAACAGAACAUUGGCUGGGGUACUGUCAAUGGUAUCACAUCGAAGCUCGACUAUCUGAAAGAGCUUGGUGUAGAUGUGGUUUGGACAUCGCCAAUCUACAAAUCUCCACAAGCCGACAUGGGAUACGACAUCGCCUCAUAUACAGACAUCGACGAGAUCUAUGGAAGCCUAGAAGAUGUCGAUAAUCUCAUUGCAGAGUUAGGAAAACGAGAUAUGAAGCUCAUGAUGGACGUUGUGUUCAACCACACGAGCAACAUGCACCCCUGGUUUCUUGAGUCGCGGUCCAGCAGAGACAACCCGAAACGCGAUUGGUAUAUAUGGAAGGAUCCGAAGUCCAGGUCUGAGGGAGGCACAACGGUUGAGCCGAACAAUUGGGCACGAAUCUUGGGUGAAGCAUCAAGUGCAUGGACCUACGACACCGAGACCGCUCAAUAUUAUCUCAGCAUCUUUACUGCUGAACAGCCUGAUCUAAACUGGGAGAACCCUGAGGUACGAGAAGCUGUUUGGGACGUCAUGCAUUUCUGGCUGUCUCGAGGUGUGGCUGGCUUCCGCAUGGACGUUAUAAAUUUCAUCUCCAAAGUACCAACAUAUCCCGAUGCCCCUAUUGUGCUUGAUCCGAAGACACACAGCUAUCAGCCAGGUACGCAGUUUUUCGCGAAUGGACCGAAGCUUCACGACUACCUAAGAGAAAUGCACGACAAGGUUCUCUCUAAAUACAACACCAUCACGGUCGGUGAAAUGCCUGGUAUCAACUCUGAAGACGAGAUCCUUCGAACAGUGGGUGCCAACGCAAAAGAGCUCAACAUGAUCUUCAUCUUCACGCUCGUUGAUAUUGAUAAGCCUAACGUUCGUAUGGCGCUGAAAGAGUGGGACGUCAAGGAAAUGAAGAACAUCAUAACGCAUUGGCAAAGAGUGAUGAUCGACCGCGAUGGCUGGAACAGUGUUUUCAUCGAGAAUCACGACAACCCACGAUCAAUCAGCAGAUACACAGACGACAGCGAUCACUACCGCGACAAGGGUGCAAAACUCCUAGCUCUCAUGCAAACCACGCUCGGAGGCACAAUCUUCGUCUACCAAGGCGAGGAAAUCGGCAUGCGCAACGCAUCAAUGGACUGGGACCCUUCUCGGGAAUACAAAGACGUCGAAACAAUCAACUAUUGGGAGAAAUGUCAGAACAUCUACAAGGACAACCCAGAAAUGCUCAAGCACUCCAGAAAGAUCAUCCAGAUGAAAGCACGCGACCACGCCAGAACACCAAUGCAAUGGUCGACCAAACCGAACGCCGGCUUCUGCGACGCCGACACAAAACCCUGGAUGCGCCUCAUGGACGACUGGAAGACAAUCAACGUCGAAUCCCAAAUGAACUACCAAUCCGAAGAUGAACUAAGCACAUGGCAGUUCUGGCAGCGUGGAUUGAAAGAUCGAAAAGAGCACGCAGAUGUGUUCGUGUACGGAGAUUUUGAGGAAGUCGCAAAGGAUAAUGCGAAUAUCUAUGCAUAUGUGAGGACGAGCAAGGCUGGGGAGAAGUGGCUCGUGGUGCUGAAUUUCUCAGGAAAGGAGCAGACAUGGGGAGUGCCUACGGGUAAGAUGGAAUUCUGGGCAUGUAGCACUUAUGUUAAGGGACGGCCGGAUGAGCCGAAGUCUGGCCAGAUUGUCCUGAGGGCGUGGGAGGGUGUUCUGGGCAAGAUCGCUUCGUAG
Molecule: messenger RNA, 1791 nt
Organism: Lithohypha guttulata
Lineage: Eukaryota; Fungi; Ascomycota; Eurotiomycetes; Chaetothyriales; Trichomeriaceae
Exons: 2
Coding region: 1-1791 (596 amino acids)
Biological process (GO): maltose catabolic process; sucrose catabolic process
Molecular function (GO): glucan 1,4-alpha-maltotriohydrolase activity; oligo-1,6-glucosidase activity; sucrose alpha-glucosidase activity
Source: RefSeq, a predicted model, not a curated record